This is a messenger RNA of Lachancea dasiensis, 849 nucleotides long. The record is from the annotation of a GenBank genome assembly. Lineage: Eukaryota; Fungi; Ascomycota; Saccharomycetes; Saccharomycetales; Saccharomycetaceae.
AUGCUACUGCGUGUACUUCGGGUAGUCUUAGGUGGUGCAACUGUAACUGCUGGCGCAGCAUUAGUUGCGUUGUAUAUUUACCAAAACAAGCUCAUCUAUCCUUCGUGGGCCCAGGGGGCUCGAGAUUUCGUCGAUACCCCAGACAACUAUGGAUUGCCCUAUACAGAGCACCACUUAGAAACAGCGGAUGGGGUCGAAAUCAGAGCUUAUGACAUUCGAAAAGAAAACUCUGCAGUUACAUGGCUCAUCCUAUGCCCAAAUGCUGGAAAUAUGGGGUAUUUUCUGUCUGCGGUGGAAUUGAUCUAUCGCAAAUUCAACGCUAGCGUGUUCAUAUACUCGUAUCGUGGGUAUGGCUUUUCACAAGGUCGACCUUCAGAACAGGGCCUCAAGCGUGAUGCAGACGCGGUUUUGAGCUUUCUUCAGAAGGAUUCGUUUUUCAAAACCCAAAAACUGGUUCUUUACGGCAGAUCACUGGGGGGUGCAAAUGCCAUUUAUAUUGCUAGACACUAUUCACACCUAUGCGAUGCCGUUAUCCUGGAAAAUACGUUUUUGAGCAUCCCAAAGGUCAUCCCUCAUGUAUUUCCCUGGUUGAGCCACUUUUCUUGGCUCUGCCACGAAAAGUGGAACUCAGAAAAUGAUAUUCAGCGUGUUGAUCCAACGCUUCCGUGGCUAUUUUUAUCGGGAAAGAAAGACGAGAUUGUGCCACCAACUCAUAUGGAGAAGCUUCACCAGCUCUGCAAGAGCGAACGAAAAACCAUUGUGGAGUUUCCUCGUGGCCACCACAAUGACACCAUUGUGCAAGCCUCAUACUGGGAGCACAUAGAGAAGUUUCUAUCAGAAAACCUAUGA